Desarmillaria tabescens is the source of this 1025-nucleotide messenger RNA. RefSeq lists its product as uncharacterized. Bases 141 to 800 code for a protein of 219 amino acids. The record is from RefSeq and is a predicted model, not a curated record. NCBI's taxonomy places the organism in Eukaryota, Fungi, Basidiomycota, Agaricomycetes, Agaricales, Physalacriaceae. The transcript has a single exon.
GGACCCAUGCGCGAAAUGUCACUUCGGCGCAAUCUAUCCCUAUAAGCCCUCCGUCGAUACUACCGAGUGUCUAUACUCCGGUUUAUCCUCCACUGACGUCGAUCAAGAGGCGAUCAAGGACGAUAUAGCCAAUCUCGAGGAUGAAUGGCUUUCACAUCGAGUCUCUCUUCAUCCAGAUUCGAGAUCGGCGAAAUAAACUCCUUCAAGAUCUCGAUAAUUGCAAGGCACUGUUAUCGCCGAUACAGCGCCUUCCUCGAGAGUCUCUUCUCGAGAUAUUCGAGGACUUAUCUUCCUCUUUUACGGGCAUUUCGGGUGCGCCUUGGAUCCUAGGCCAUGUAUAUUCACUUUGGCGCAUGUCCUCUCGCUCUUCUCCUACACUGUGGACUAAGAUAUCCGUCCGUGGACCUGAAAUCUCCAACGUCAAUUUUCUCACCUUUUACCUCUCUCUUUCCCGUGAUCUUCCUCUGGAUAUAUACUGUGGAAACAUUACAAGCUCAGCAAUGGAUGCUCUCAGUUGCCUUGCUGUGCAUUCCGCCCGCUGGUCCAAAUUGCAGCUUCAGAUGGACCCACGCGAAUUUUCCCAAUUUUUGUCUUUUGUUUCUGUCCCCCCGGUCCGACUAGAGAAUCUUUGGAUUUUCAUUUGUCAUUAUGGUUUCUUCGACCGGUCUUUUCUCCCUGCUCUUAGCUGCAGUAAUCCCUUCGCUGCAUCUCAUAUAAUAGAUGCCACUUUUCAAUCCCUCGCCUAUCCGACCCUCCCCAUAUAUCUCGAAGAACUACGGAAGUUCUCCGCGUGUAUUUAAAGCUCUUCGGACCUUCUACCCGUCUUCCAGCAGGCCCGUAAACUCACCUCAUUGUCCGUAGAAUCCGUCAGACGCCCGCCGGAGGCUGUUUCUCUGGACAUUCCCCCAGACCAGUUUCCUUCCAUUACGCACACAUAUCUACGACGACUCAACUUAAUGGUGCACAUGUCAGAGGCUUUAGGCCCUCAUACAAGCAUUCACGAUAUCUUUGAUUGUAUCUCCCUU